AUGUAUGUAUGUUUUAUACAACAGGUGUCGAAACUAGGUCGCCUUGGCCUGGACGCUGCCAAGUUGGGGUGUUGCAGUCGAGCGCUGUCUGCCGAGUGUCGCGGCCUGUGUGUCCGAGCCUUCUCCAAGGAGUGGGGCCGAGCCUGGGACGCCCUCCAUACCUCUUGCCUUUCUCGGCCUCAGGAGGUCACACUCAUCGCUUGCCUGGCUGAGGCGGAUGCACCAUGCCAGCAGGGAUGCUCAGGACUCUCUUAUUGUAGCAACUUUAACCACAGACCCAACCAUCUCUUUCGUUCCUGUAACAUACGUGCAGACUCAGCCGCCCAAGAGGACCUCCAACUGUGGCAGGAGAGUUUGACACUAAGUCUGCCGGGCCUUGCCGCUACAGUGCCCUUGCGGAGUGUCAGCGAAUGUCAGGGUGACCUUUGGAGGGCUGUAGCGUGCUCCCUACACCUUAAGCCCUGCCAUCCCACAUCCCUCACCAAUACCAUCUGCUGGCACGACUGCGUCAAGUUACUCUCCAGGUGUAUACGAGAGCCGGUGAAUGAUGAGGGGGGAAAGACGGCCGGGGCAGUGUGCGGGGCCCUCAGUCCCCCACCGGGCAGUCCUUGUGUCUCCCUUUCCACCUUCCUCAUUCCAUCCAUAGUGCCCAACGAGCCCCCCUGGCGGGUGCCCACUUCGCCCUGUCACCCCUUCCCCUGCCCCACCCGCCACGUGUGCACGGUAAACAGUGAGUGUCGGUCCGGGGAGCCCUGCCGCCCCUACGUGUGCACCCCUGCCUGCACCCUGGGCGAGGUGUCAAGUGUUGCUGUUCCCGUCGGUGCCUUCGUCAGUGUUCCCUUCAGCUUCUCAUUCAUCUGGUCACCAGCUCUGGGGCGUCUGGUUGCGGGCGUGUGUGUGAAUGUGGGCGUGCAGGCGGGCUGGAGAGGUGCCGCUACUUACCCUGCGUCGACCCCGCCCCCUGUUGGCUCGGCACCUCCAAGUUUGAUUCUUGCCCUCUUCAAGUUGUCUUGCUCUACCCCCAGGAUAUCGUAG
This is a messenger RNA of Homarus americanus (American lobster), 1035 nucleotides long. RefSeq names its product reversion-inducing cysteine-rich protein with Kazal motifs-like (gene Reck). Bases 1 to 1035 code for a protein of 344 amino acids. The record is from RefSeq and is a predicted model, not a curated record. Gene Ontology annotation, cellular component: plasma membrane. The transcript is spliced from 4 exons. Gene Ontology annotation, biological process: extracellular matrix organization. Lineage: Eukaryota; Metazoa; Arthropoda; Malacostraca; Decapoda; Nephropidae. Gene Ontology annotation, molecular function: metalloendopeptidase inhibitor activity.